Molecule: messenger RNA, 2995 nt
Organism: Papilio xuthus (Asian swallowtail)
Lineage: Eukaryota; Metazoa; Arthropoda; Insecta; Lepidoptera; Papilionidae
Product: probable ATP-dependent RNA helicase CG8611
Exons: 13
Coding region: 118-2967 (949 amino acids)
Molecular function (GO): ATP binding; nucleic acid binding
Source: RefSeq, a predicted model, not a curated record
GAAAUGUCAUUGUCAAAUUGUCAACACAACGUCAGGGCAUGCGUAUAACCUCAAAAAUGAAUAAACAUUGAGCACACACUAUAUUAUUUGUACCAGAAAACAAUCAAAUUAGUGAGAAUGGACGAUUUACAACUAAAUAUUUCAUCUGUUAAAAAGAAUAAUAAGACUAAAAAAGGUAUUGUGCAGCAAAGUAAAUCUUCAGAAUACAAAUUUGUACCAAAACCAGUUGUAAGUGGUAAAAUUAUUGCUAGAAAAAGACCACAGAAUGCUCACAACAAGUUUUCAAGUGCAAGAUCAGAUGAACCAAAACAAAAAGUGUCUAGGUUAAAUGAUGCACCUGUUGCCACAUCUAAUGACUUAGAAACAAAACUUAGAGAUCUUAGUGAAAACAAAGGAAAGUUUAAAGAUAAAAACUACCAAGAAAUUGUUGACGAUUUGCAAGUAAAGCAAAAACCUAGAAGCGGAGGUUGGAUUUCAUCAUUAUUUAAAAAUAACCCAGACGUGCCUCGAAUAGGCCAGAAAGCUGUUAAACCAAUUGUUGAAAAAGUAUUUACUGCUCAGACUUUCUCAGAAUUGGACCUUCACCCUCACAGCAUUGCCAAUUUAAAUCAGAAUUUGAAUUUGAAACAACUUAUGACAGUCCAACAAAACUCUAUACCAGUUAUUCUACAGGGUAGAGAUGUUUUAAUUAGGUCCCAAACAGGUUCGGGGAAAACAUUGGCAUAUGCUUUACCAAUCAUAGAGGGCCUCCAAGCGAUCAGACCAAAAAUAAACAGACAUGAUGGCAUUAGAGUUAUUGUUGUUGUACCAACAAGAGAGUUGGCGGUUCAAACUUAUGAGCUCUUUGUGAAAUUAGUUAAGCCUUUUAUCUGGAUUGUACCUGGUCUUCUGAGUGGUGGACAAAAGCGGAAAGCAGAGAAAGCUAGAUUAAGGAAGGGACUUAGCAUAUUAGUGGGCACACCGGGCAGAAUAAAUGAUCAUUUGAGGCACACACAUUCCUUUAAUUUUGCUAAAACUGGCUGUCUAGUCUUGGAUGAAGCUGAUCGUUUAUUAGAUAUGGGAUAUGAAAAAGAUGUAGCAGCAAUUGUAAAAGCUAUUGAAGAUCAUAAAAAGGCAGCAACAUAUGACCCAAUUGCCCUUAUGAGACAGUCUGUUAACAAAAACAUUUCAAAUGAUGAGAAAUCUGUAGAGAAUGCAUCUACAGAAAAUACUGAAGAAAAUCAAGUAAAACAUCAUUUAACAGAAGUGUUUUUAUCAAAAAAUAGACAAACUAUUCUUUUAUCGGCAACACUUACAAAGGCAGUGGAAAAUUUGGCCGGUAUUACUAUGCAGGAUCCAGUUUUUGUUGAUACUUCAGAAGGAAAAGUACUUGUAGCAGAUUCAUUAAAACAUAUUGGGGAUUUAAAUAAAAUAGAUGAUAAUGUAAAUAAUAAAAAAGAUAAAAUUAAAUCAGAUCCCAUAUCCCCACAAAAACCUAAUCUUGCUGCAACACAAAAAGUGGAGAAUAAUCUAACGAAUUCUCUUAAUAAUAUUGAAAUAAGAAGAGGUUUAGUAGCUUUUUCAGGGAUAAAUAUUGAAGAUCAACCUAAAGAUGUGAAAGAUGAAAAAGCCAGUUCAAAAACUGCAACUAAAAGAAAACACGAAAGUGACAGUGAUUCAGAUUAUGAAUAUUUUAAAGUACAAAAAGAAUUAGAAGCAAAGAAACCUAAGAAAGUGGAAGAAGUAAAAGAAAUUGAACCUAUUAAGAAAGAUAAUGUAUUUGAAGAAGCAGUGAAAUCAGCAGUUGUUGAUGACGAAUUAGUUCUUCCUGCUACUGUAAAUCAAAAGUUCUUAAUCGUUCCAAUGAAAUUAAGACUAGUAACACUUUGUUCUCUUAUUGUAGAACAUUGUUAUUUGGACAAGAAAUGUGGUAAAAUGAUAGUUUUCAUGGCGACUACAGAAAUGGUCGAUUAUCAUUCUGAAUUACUGGAAACUGUGUUGACGGGAAACGAAGCGAAGGUGAAAAAGAAAGAAGAUAAAAAUAAAAAGACAAAAACAAAGAAGCAAAAGAAGAAUGAUAAAGGAGAUGAUCAGGAUUCGUCGGAAUCUUCGGAUAAUUCUGAUUCUGAAUUUGAAAUGGAAUACGAGGCACCAGACGAGGGUGGUUUAGUGCCGAUAGACUUGGAUGUGUUCAGUUUGCACGGCUCAAUGCCGCACGAGCGAAGAAUGGAGGUUUUCAAGCAAUUCAGAGCUGCUAAAAGAGGAUUAUUAAUAUGUACUGACGUUGCCGCCCGAGGUCUGGACGUGCCGCGUGUGGACCUCGUGCUACAGUAUUGCGCCCCAGCCUCCGCCACCGAUUACGUACAUAGGGUGGGGCGCACAGGGCGCGCGGCGCAGGUCGGGGCGGCUAUCCUGAUGCUAUUGCCUAGCGAGGCCGAAUUUGUGAGACAUUUGGAGCAGAAGAGAAUCAGGCUACGGCAAACGGACGAAUCGCAGUCGUUGGAAGCACUGCGCACUUUAGCGCCCACUGCGUCUAACCCUGCGCGUGCCGCCAUCGCCGUGCAGACCCGGCUCGAGCAUACCGCGCACAGUCACCGCGACUGGCUCGCGAGGGCCAGCAGAGCGUAUACAUCUUGGGUCCGUUCCUACUCGGGGUAUCCGCGCGAGGUGCGUAUGUGGCUGGACGCCCGGCAGCUCCACCUUGGUCAUGCAGCGAAGGCGUUCGCGCUCCGGGAGACCCCCGCCGCGCUGGCGAGAAGGGCCAAAUCCGACCCCAAUUUUAAGAAGGAAAGACCGGUCAACCGGUUGACUAUUCAUGAAGAGGAACAAAAGAAACGACCAGGGUUCCCCAAGAUGAAGGCGGGCAUGUUUGGCAAUAAGGUUGUCAAUAAACAGAGCUCUAUGCACACGGCCUGCGAGUUCGACAGCGGACUGCCCCCCAUUGACACCUAUAACUUUAAGAAGAAGAAUAAAAAUAAGCAAAAAUGAAUUAUUAACGAUACGGUGUUAUACAAAA